Messenger RNA from Saccostrea echinata, 599 nucleotides. RefSeq lists its product as uncharacterized. The coding region runs from base 85 to 477 and encodes 130 amino acids. The record is from RefSeq and is a predicted model, not a curated record. Lineage: Eukaryota; Metazoa; Mollusca; Bivalvia; Ostreida; Ostreidae. The transcript has 3 exons.
UCCCUCUAUAAGGAUAAUGGGGCGGCCAAGAUCAAAUUUAACAAUUUACGACUUUCUUUGAUCAAAGGAAUUACAAAAGAGGAAAUGGCUGGUCUAAAGGACUCCCUAAGAGGAAUAAGUUCAUUGGAUUCAGAAUCUCUCAGUAGUGUACAGGAUGUAAGAGAAUUCGUAAAUCUUUUACUACAUGAGAAGGUUUUUACAGAACGUGAUGUAAUUACCUUACAGUACUUAAUGAGGACCAUUGGGAGGACAGAUUUAGAAACGGAAUGUGUUGACUACGCCACCAGUAUGAAGGAGAGAUUGUGUUACUUUCAACAGGAAAAACAAGCCGAUGGGUGUACACGAGUUAAACUGCAUGUGGUGGAUGACAUAGAAAAUUUUAUAAGGCGGGAUUCCUUGAUUGAACGAUGGUACGAUGUGACCCAAAAUCUAUACAGGUCGUCGGGAUAUUACGCGAAAACAGUUUCAUCAUUGUAAUAGAGGUUGAAAGAAAGCUGGCAAUGUCACUCUUAAGAAAACCUACAGAAGAAAUAGUCAAAUUAGCAGACUUUAAAAUUGAUAGAAUUGAAAUUGACGGAGAUGUGAUCACUGUUGGAAGA